AAAGAUUUGAGUCACAGAGGACGCCAUCCAUCGAGGAACAGACGGAACACCAAAAGACCUUUGUGGGAAACACCACCUAGUAGCGGAGCCCUACGAGGCUGUAACAUCAGCAACAUGACCACGACUGAAGAGCCUCAAGUCGAAGAGAAACAGUCAGUUGAGAAGAAAGUUGUUGCCAGUAAAGUGAGCGGUACAGUGAAGUGGUUCAACGUGAAGAACGGUUAUGGCUUUAUCAACAGAGAUGACAACAAGGAAGAUAUAUUUGUUCAUCAGACUGCCAUCAAGAAGAACAAUCCUAAGAAGUACUUGCGCAGUGUUGGAGAUGGAGAGACUGUGGAGUUUGAUGUUGUAUCAGGAGCGAAGGUGGGAAACGGUCUCGAAGCAGCCAACGUAACAGGACCAGAUGGGAGCCCUGUGCAAGGAAGCAAAUAUGCGCCGGACCGCCGAAGGAACUACUACCGCAACUAUCGAGAUUACCGUCGUGGCAGACGCCGCCCCCGUGGCAGGCCUAAUUCCGCUACAAACGGAGAGGUUAAACCUGAGGAGGAAGGCAAGGAGGCAGGGGACUCGGGUGAUCAGCAGGAACGGAACGACAACGAUGAAAGACCACGCCGGGGCAGGCGCUACUACGGCGGGCCACCCCCCUGGGCGAGACGUCGGCGGCCCCGUCCUCCUCCACGGGAUAACGAAUCAGGUGAUCAGUCCGAGGAGAAAGGAGAAGAGCCGAGAGAGGAGUCGGAUGAUAAGGAGAAGAGACGACCCCGUCGUAGACGACGUCCCAGAUACAGGCGCAGGUCUGAUGAGGAACGCCCUGAAGGCGAUGAACAAGAAGAACGAGAUGGUGAUCAUGAAGGAGGAGAAGACGGAGAAGAGCGUCCGGCACAGAAUCGUCGCCGUCGUCGUCCUUACCGCAGAUCUUACAGGCGCCCUCGUAGAGAGGACGGAGAGAGGGGAAAGGAAAACAGCGAAUCCAAGCCCGAGAAUGAAGAGGCUGUGAAAGCCGACGGCAACGCCGAAUAAUUAAGACAUGCAGCGCGGAGAUUAGGCAACUAUGAGCCUCCACUUAAUUCAAUUAAUUAGCUUUGAUUCUCUCGUUUAUAUUAGAUCAGGGAAAAGUUCAAUCAAUUUUUUUUCUUUAAUGGUCAUCAUUUAUUUGUUACAGUAGCUGAACUCUCAUAUGAGCACGUUUUUGUACCGUCCUAGUCAUGUCUUUAUGGUUAAAACUGUUGCCCAUUUUGACGAGCUUUGGUUUUUCUGUUCCGUUUAGAUUAGUUACAAGUGAGGUCAUAGUUGUUGUGUUAAGUCAACCUUUGUAUCUUUAAUCCAUCUUGCAGCGGAAUUCAGUUUGUGUGAACGAUCGAUUUUUUGCCAUCAUUUUUUGCCGUCGGAAUUAAUAAAAACCGUCCGUGAAAAAUCA
Molecule: messenger RNA, 1417 nt
Organism: Pocillopora damicornis (cauliflower coral)
Lineage: Eukaryota; Metazoa; Cnidaria; Anthozoa; Scleractinia; Pocilloporidae
Molecular function (GO): nucleic acid binding
Source: RefSeq, a predicted model, not a curated record